UGAGAGUAAUUCAAAGAGUCGGUCUGUAUUUGUUAACAGCUGUUGCAUUGAAAAAACGACUAUAAAUUCCGACUAAAAUACUUGAUUAUAAAAUAAAUAAGUAGUUAGUCCAUCUUCACUAAACAACACAAAAAAAAAAAAAUAAAACAGAUACUUGAAAUAAUUAGUGGUUUAGUCCAUUGAAAAUCAACAUAAAAAAAAUUGUUUCACUAAUACGAAAUAAAACUAUGGGGAAGAAAUUGAGAUAUUCUAGCAAAUCGAAAACUGCUACAAAGGAAACGUUUAGUAAAAAACAUUUGAAUAGUAAAUUCAAGCAUCGGAGUAGUUCUGCAGUUGAAGUACUAAAGAAACAAAUUGACUUAGAAAAGAGUACCUUAAAGUACCAAGAUUUAAGCAAGAUUCCAGAGGAAAUCGCUGAACAGGAAGAGCAAGAAGAUCAUUUCCAAAGUUUUGUCAACGAAUUGAGUGUAGCAACUAAAAAACGGCCAUCUUUUAAAGAAGCGCUGCCAACCUUGUUAGCUUCGAAGUCGCAAGAUCGUGCAUUAAGCAAACAAAAAUCUAAACUAAGUCAGAGUAAAAUUUCGGGCAAAGAGCACGCACAUUUGGAAAGAUUGUUACCGCCUUCUAACCGUUUUAAAGAGCACUUAAAUCAUGAAUUGGAUGCGGAAUAUGUAGAAAAAUUAAUGAUGGGAUCUAUAGAGAAACUUAAAAAAACCAUUAGAUGGUCUCAGUUAGAAUGCUUGCACGUGCUUAUACCUAAAAAUAAAGACAACGACCAAUUAAUUCACAUCGAUGAAAAUCCACCUAAAACACUGGAGACAGCUACUGAUCUAGAGGCUGUUGGUGUGCAGCUUUCCCUAGCUAAUAAAUCUCCCAUCCCAUUAAGCGAAUUGCAAAGCGAAUUAUUUUCCAUUGUCAACGUGUAUAAAGAUCUUUAUUAUCCUCAUCGAACUUUAGCGAACGGAGAAGAAGUUCGUUUAGUGUACACUUUACAUGCUUUUAAUCAUAUAUUGAAGACCCGAGCCUGUGUUAUGUUGAAUAAUAAAAAAAUUGAAGAAGAAGAAAACAGUAAUAAAGGCUUAGCAUUGGCUGAUGCAUAUCGUGAUCAAGGACUAGCGCGUCCUAAAGUAUUGAUUGUAGUGCCAUUUCGUGAUUCUGUAUACCGCAUAGUUUCAUUAAUGGCAAAUAUUGUCAAAAAGAACGUUUCGACAUCAUCGUCAUCAUCAUCGGACAAUAAUCAAAAAACAAUUAUGAAUUAUGAACGAUUUUUGCAAGAAUUUACGGGGAAUAGUUUGUACUUUCCUAAAACAAACCCUAAGCCGGAGGAUUAUGAGAAAACUUUUACUGGCAAUACGGACGACAAUUUUCGUUUAGGAUUAUCUUUAACGAAAAAGACUUUAAAGCUUUACACUGAUUUCUAUGCAUCAGAUAUCUUAAUAGCUUCCCCUCUUGGCCUAAGGGUUACAAUGGGCGGUACCAGCAAUAGCGAUGUAGAGCAUGAUUUUUUAAGUUCCAUCGAAGUUCUCAUUAUUGAUCAAGCAGAAUUGAUUUUGGCUCAGAAUUGGGAAAAUCUUUUGCAUAUUUUAGAACACAUGCACUUACAACCAAAAACUUUACGAACGACGGAUAUAAAUCGUGCUCGCCUUUGGUGUCUUAAUGGUUUUUCCAAAUUUUAUCGUCAAACGUUGGUGUUCGCUUCCCAUGAAUUACCAGAAUUUCGAGGCGUUUUUAACAAUAAAUGUUGCAAUUACGAAGGAAGCGUGCGGAUAUCUAACCCUGUACAGCAUGGUGAAAUACACAAUGUUUUGGUACCUUUGGCUCAAGUGUUUCAACGCAUUGAUGUUACCGCUUUAGAAAAUGUACACGAGCAGCGUUUGCACUAUUUCAUCCAUAAGGUUUUGCCUCAAUUUAAAAGCAGUAUAUUUGCUCAUACGAUGAUCUAUGUGCCAAAUUAUUUCGACUACGUCCAAUUGCGGAAUUAUUUUAAAACAGAAAAUCUUAGUUUUGUUCAAAUUUGUGAAUACACGAAAAAGGAAAAAAUUGCCCGGGCCCGAGAUAUGUUUUUUCAUAGUGCCGCGCAUUUUUUACUUUACUCGGAACGUUCACAUUUUUUUAAACGCACCCGAACGAAGGGUAUUCGCCAUAUGAUUAUGUAUCAGCCACCGAUGUUUCCCCAUUUCUAUGCUGAAAUGAUUAAUUUGAUGCAUUCAUCCAAUCAAAAUGCUCGAGAUGGGUUAGAGGAUUCUAUGAGUUGUACAGUGUUGUACACUAAAUAUGACCAAUUGCUUUUAAAUGGUAUAUUGGGCAGUGAGAAUACUGCAAAAUUGUUAGAAUCCGAUAAGCCUAUACAUAUUUAUGCAGCGCAAUAACACUUGUUAGCUCUAUAAUUUCU
Glossina fuscipes is the source of this 2392-nucleotide messenger RNA. RefSeq names its product digestive organ expansion factor homolog. Gene Ontology annotation, molecular function: U3 snoRNA binding; rRNA binding. Lineage: Eukaryota; Metazoa; Arthropoda; Insecta; Diptera; Glossinidae. Gene Ontology annotation, biological process: maturation of SSU-rRNA from tricistronic rRNA transcript (SSU-rRNA, 5.8S rRNA, LSU-rRNA). Bases 228 to 2369 code for a protein of 713 amino acids. Gene Ontology annotation, cellular component: small-subunit processome; nucleolus. The transcript is spliced from 3 exons. The record is from RefSeq and is a predicted model, not a curated record.